Aspergillus fijiensis CBS 313.89 is the source of this 885-nucleotide messenger RNA. RefSeq lists its product as uncharacterized. The record is from RefSeq and is a predicted model, not a curated record. Bases 94 to 885 code for a protein of 263 amino acids. Lineage: Eukaryota; Fungi; Ascomycota; Eurotiomycetes; Eurotiales; Aspergillaceae. The transcript is spliced from 2 exons.
UUUUUCUAGGCGGAUUCGGGCCAGCAUAAAAGAGCGCCUUAUCCUGUGUGGGGUUCGUCCUUGACCCUCGAUCUUGGUCCGAGGGCGAUCAGCAUGUCAUCUACCCGGAAUAGCGUUUACGAUGCAUACGCCGUGUGGCCGGCUACAAAUCUCGGUCCUCUCACGACGACCUUCACACCAACACCCCAAUGUUUUCAGCCCAUUCACAGUGGCUCAAGGAUCUCAGAUUCCUACCCAUAUGCAUACGUGUAUGGCAAGCACUGCACCACCGCAAUGUACGGGGACGCUCUCGCUCCGUUGAUUCAAGAUGACCCAAGUUGCCUUCCAUCUGCCAUACCGCCGGGGACUCCAUCUCCAUUUUAUUCGCCGGGCAAUGUUUGUCCACAAGGGUUCACGACAGCCUGCCACAUGACGCGAGGGAUGGAGCUUAGCUCGGACCUCGCAGACCCGACGAUGUGGGAAAUGUGGAAGGUCUUGCAGUUUGGGGAGACGGCAUACAAGUGCUGCCCCAGUGGAUAUGUUUGCGCGAUGGGACCUACUGGGUGUAGCAAAUCACCGGGCGGGCCGACAACAACAUCCGGGCCGUACAUCACUUACCCUGACCAUGACUCUUGCGAGUCCACGACAUCGAUUGGCAUUUUAUCAAUUACCGACUACCAGCCCGGUUUACUUCUCGUGACGAGCUCCGCCCAGCCAGAACAGACGAACGGACCGUACCCGGUCGAUCAGGUGCCACUUGGGGCACAGAUAUUCAUCGCCAUUUGUGCGCCAAUAGCGGUGAUUGCACUGGCGCUGGCAGGCUGUGUACUGGUCAGAACGCGCAUGCACUCUCUGAGAAAACAAUCGCCGAUUUAUUCUUCAGUGCCGCCAGAAAACGUCCUCUGA